Scophthalmus maximus (turbot) is the source of this 1320-nucleotide messenger RNA. RefSeq names its product 3-mercaptopyruvate sulfurtransferase-like. Gene Ontology annotation, cellular component: mitochondrion. Gene Ontology annotation, molecular function: thiosulfate-cyanide sulfurtransferase activity. The transcript has 3 exons. NCBI's taxonomy places the organism in Eukaryota, Metazoa, Chordata, Actinopteri, Pleuronectiformes, Scophthalmidae. Bases 38 to 925 code for a protein of 295 amino acids. The record is from RefSeq and is a predicted model, not a curated record. Gene Ontology annotation, biological process: transsulfuration.
GACACGGCCCACUUCUUGCAAGAGUCUCCGUCUCGUCAUGGCUGCUACGACCCGAGCUCUGGUGUUCGGCCGGUGGCUGGCGGACGCGAUCCGUUUGGACCUCGUCGGUCCCAAGCUUCGCAUCCUCGACGCCUCGUGGCAUCUACCGAAACUGGAGCGGGACGCGAAGGCCGAGUUUGUGCAGAAGCACAUUCCGGGCGCCUUGUUCUUUGACAUAGACGAAUGCAGUGACCGGAGCUCCGCGUAUGGUUUCAUGCUGCCAACCUCCGACCACUUCUCUCAGUAUGUCGGAGCCCUGGGCAUCGGCAGCGACACGCACGUAGUCGUGUACGACACCAGCGACUUCGGCUCGUACAGCGCGCCCCGGGUGUGGUGGAUGUUCCGUCUGUUCGGACACGACUCGGUGUCGGUGCUGGACGGAGGUCUGAAGAACUGGCUGGCCGACGGUCACCCGGUGACCCCUGAGUGCUGCACACCGGAGCGCAGAGAGUUCAGGGCCACGACGAACGCGUCGUGGGUGAAGAGCUACGAGGACGUGCUGGAGAACGUGGGAACCAAACAGGUGCAGGUGGUGGACGCCAGGCCCGUUGGCAGGUUCCGGGGGGUCGAGCCAGAACCAAGAGAUGAUAUUCCGCCGGGCCACUUCCCCGGUGCAAUCAACCUGCCCUUCACUUCUUUCAUGGACGCCUCUGGAAAGGAACUGGGCACUGAGGAGCUGUCAAAACGGUUCAUAGAGGCAGGGGUGGACCUGGAGAGACCACUGUGGGCCACCUGCUCUGCCGGUAUCACAGCGUGUCAUGUUGUGCUGGCUGCUCAUCUGCUCGGCCGCGCUGGGGUGUGCGUUUACGACGGCUCCUGGUUUGAAUGGUUCAUGAGGGCAAGUCCGGAGCAUAUCAUCUCAGAGGGAGAAGGAAAGAGGGUAUGAACAAACAAGAGGAGAGGCAGUGGACAACUACACAUCUGAUGUUGCUUUUACAUGGGGAAAGAUGUUUGUCUGCACCAGCUAUACACAGUGUUGUCGAAGCAUGUGCACGAUGAGCUUGUUAUAAAACUAACUAACACAACGGGUGCGGGUUUUGGCAGGUGUGAGAAAUGUUUCAUGGAAAUCUCCUAUAUAUUAUGCAAAUUAUCACAAUUUUGAUUAAGAGAAACUCUUGUGAUUUAGAAAAAUUUACAACUUUCCUAACAUAACAUGACAGGGUUUGGUUGUAUUUUGAAUGGUCUGAGUAGUUUUUGAUCAAUCUUCUAUAAAAAAAAAAAUUUAAGACAUGAGAGGAAAUGAUAUGUCAACAUUGUCAAAAGGAUAAAAUGUCAUUUGGA